AUGUCUGGAGACUUCGUCCCAUUGACAGGACGGCUUGUUUCAAGAGACAACCUUACAUCCUUCAUGGAGGAUCAUGCGGGUAAAACACCUCAGAAGUGGGCAGUUGAAGGCCGAUACUACUAUUCACCUUCCUUUGCUGCUGCUGCCGUAUUUUUGGCCGUUUAUAUCUUGGCAACAAUUAUCAAUCUCGGCCAAUUUUUCUUUUACAGAUCAUGGUUUUGGUGGCCUAUGGUAUUGGGAGUUGCCAUGGAGUUAGUGGGCUACGCUGCUCGCGCAGUCUCCACCAAGAACCUGGACGAUCGAGUCGGCUUUAUUAUACAGAUGGUAUUCAUCCUGGUGGCACCCGCUGUUAUGGCCGCCUCCUGUUACAUGGCCUUCGGUCGGCUGGUCCUUUGGAUCAUUCCCCCUCGGUUCCAAUCAUUUAGGCACUUAUGGCUGCCAGCAAGAAGAAUAACGCCUCUGUUCGUUGGGUUUGACGUCUUGAGUUUCUUUAUUCAAGUCGUCGGGGGUGUCAUAGUGUCUAAUGCAGACACCUUGAGCAGACUCAACCUUGGCAAGAACAUUGUCCUAGUCGGCCUCGGCGUCCAGCUUGCCACAUUUGGCUUUUUCGUUAUCGCCACUACACGUCUGACUAUUCUGCUACGAACACAAUUAAAAAAUGAAUCUCUCCCGAAGAACAGGAACUGGACCGUGCUCCUAAUUUAUAUCAACACUGCUAGUGGCCUUAUCCUCCUUCGGUCAGUCUACCGUUUUAUCGAAUAUGCUAUGGGUUUACCAAACUAUCUUGCUAGUCAUGAAGUGUUCUUUUACUGCUUGGACGCGUUCAUCAUCUUGACUGUGGUUACGGGGUUUAUUUGUAUCCACCCAGGUCAGUAUAUCCCGUAUAUUAAGCUCCGACGAAGGGCGCCGGAAUUUUCCUCAAACGUGGACAAGGGGUUAUUUAAGAGAGUUGCAAGGGGAGGCCCUCAGGGAGUUGUCGAAAUAGCGGAACAUAGUAUAAGGCUCCUUUGGGCAACCCUCAAGGGCUUACGGACCUAUUUCCUGACACCUGUUGUCCGGUGCUAG
Molecule: messenger RNA, 1065 nt
Organism: Exophiala aquamarina CBS 119918
Lineage: Eukaryota; Fungi; Ascomycota; Eurotiomycetes; Chaetothyriales; Herpotrichiellaceae
Exons: 3
Coding region: 1-1065 (354 amino acids)
Cellular component (GO): membrane
Source: RefSeq, a predicted model, not a curated record